Messenger RNA from Callorhinchus milii (elephant shark), 2294 nucleotides. Its product is annotated as kelch domain-containing protein 1. The transcript has 13 exons. Bases 114 to 1292 code for a protein of 392 amino acids. The record is from RefSeq and is a predicted model, not a curated record. Gene Ontology annotation, molecular function: protein binding. Lineage: Eukaryota; Metazoa; Chordata; Chondrichthyes; Chimaeriformes; Callorhinchidae.
GGAGAGAGAGACCGAGGGGCCGCCACCUGAGCGCUGCGCCCCCGCAGACCGGUUUAACUCGCCUCUUCAUCGCCGCAUUUCAAAACCUCUCCCGGGGGGGGGGGGCUGUGGCAAUGGCUGAGACGUCGAUAAUUCAAGAGAACCAACAUUACGCGGUGUUUGACGCCGGUUUUCUGUACGUGUGGGGCGGCUACGUGAUAUAUGAAAACCAUGAAGUCUACUUACCCAAUGAUGAAAUUUGGGUUUAUGAAUUAGAAAAUGGCACAUGGCAGAAGCACGCAAUGAAGGGAGAUCUACCACCUCCCUUGUCAAGAAGUUGUGCUGCUUGUCUGAAUGGAAUAAUGUACAUUUUUGGAGGAUAUGAUGGCCUAGAGUAUACCAAUGAAAUGUAUUGUGUUAAUCUGCAGGUAAAAGAUGCCACGUAUAUUUGGAAGAAACUCAGGAAUUGCCAAGGAAUUUGUCCUACACCAAGACAUGAGCUUUCUUGCUGGGUUCAUAAAGACAGGUUGAUUUAUUUUGGUGGCUAUGGGUGUAAGAGAAUCAGUGAAUUGAACGAUUCGUUUUAUGUGAAUGAAGCAUCUUGGGAAGAAGAGAUGUUCUGGGGAUGGAAUUGUGAGAUCCAUGUCUUUGAUCCCAGUAUCCAGAUCUGGUACCAGCCCACGACUAAAGGGAUGCCUCCUCGGCCUCGAGCAGCCCAUGCCUGCGCUGUUUUGGGAAAUAAAGGUUAUUUGUUCGGAGGUAGAAUACUGGAAACAAGAAUUAAUGAUCUGCACUGCUUGGACUUAGAUUCGUGGACUUGGUCUGGGGAAGUUGCUGUUGAUGGAAUACGCCCCCAGGGUCGUUUAUGGCACACUUUGACUCCGGUGACUGAUGAUCAGCUUUUCCUUUUUGGAGGGCUAAGUGCAGAAAGUCAACUACUUAGUGAUGCAUGGAUCUACAGUGUUGGAGCUAAUGAAUGGAGACAAUUUGCACAGUGCCUUAAGAACAGACCCAGGUUGUGGCAUACAUCCUGUCUAGGAAAGGAGUUUGAAGUGAUGGUGUUCAGUGGAAGCAAGGAUGAUUUACUUUCCUACGAUACUGGUCACUGUAAUGAUGUGCUGAUCUUUCAAACUCAACCCUAUUCACUCCUCAGGUUGUGCUUAAACCCCAUUGCCAAAAAUGCCACAGUUUUACAGAGUCAGCUUCCAUUCUUACCUCGGGAAUUGUUGGAUCAAGUGCAGAAGAAAAUAAAUUUCUGGGUUUCAGCUGGACAGCAAGAAAAAUGCGAUUGUAUUUUUAACCUGAAAUGUUAAUCAAGAAUAGUUCAUUCAUUAUCAGACUUAAAUACUUUUUAUAUGUCUCACAAAAUAUUGUUAUGAUUGGCAAAUGCUCUCGUAGUGAUUUGCCCACGUGUGCCCAAUGCAGUUCUAAACGUUUUUUUAAAAAUUAACAAAGGUUUACUGUUUUAUUGUUACUUUUGUGCCAUUGAGUGCUUGGACAUAUUUUCCCUUGUGAGUAUGUCUUCCCAUAUUUUUGAGAAAUAUAUACAGUUUUAUAUAUAUAUAUUUAAAAUAUAUUACCACUUCGUCAAAAACAUUGAAAGAUUUGUAACUGAUCAAUUUAUUUCCGAAAAUCCUGAUUGUUGCCAAAAGUCACAUGAUAUUUAAAAAAAUUGAGCAGCACCCUUUUCAGUAGAUAUCGUAUAGUGUGCUUUACCCAAAACACAAAAUGCAUCCCCUAUUUCCUACAACAUAAUGCAUUCCACAGCCUGUAGUUUCUUGAUACCAUUUUCACACUAAACUCAACAUGUGGAUUUUUGUGGCUUGCAGAUUGGAUACAAACAAACUAAAAUAGUGCAUGAGACUUGUAGUGAGAAGCCAAGGCCAAUGAAGCACUAUGUCAUCUAGUGUGAUAGCGUUCACAACUGUGAAAAGGUGAAGCACAAAAAAACAUUGGACCAGGUUGUGAAACUGAAAACACCAUAGGAAGUGGAAAAAUCAUGGAAUUGUGUGAUCAACAUGGUUUUGGUAUUCUAGGAAAGUCUAGCUGACGAGUGUGGGCUAUUAGAGAGAAUCUUCUUGACAAAAUAAAAGUUAAGUGAAACUAAUUAAAAGCUGAGGACUGGUAGUAAACAACCACUUGCAAGUAAAUCUGAAAAAUCGUGCAACAGGUAGAGUUGUCUUAAUAAUUAGGGGCAAUGGGAAAGUUUGGUCCAGGUGAUGCUUCUGGUUUGGCAGAAUUAACCCUUUUACAAGUACUUAUUGAGUAUAUUUUGAUGUUUUGGUUUUUAAUGCGUUAGAUUUCCCAAUUAAAAU